GUUAGAGAGAGAGAGAGCGAGAAGAAAAACGCCGAGGGGAUAUUUCAAGCCUCUGCCCCAUUGGCAAUUUUCUGAGGCUAGCCCAGAUCACGGUCUGGGGCCUUGGUUGUGCCUGAAAGUUGAAUUUUGCAUAACUCGAAUUUGUAGAAAAUGGGGGUUAUGUCGAGGCGGGUUGUGCCCGCUUGCGGUAACCUCUGCUUCUUCUGUCCUUCGAUGCGAGCAAGGUCAAGACAGCCCGUGAAACGGUACAAGAAGUUGCUCACUGAUAUAUUAAAGGAUGCUGAACCAAGCGAUAGGAAAAUUGGGAAACUUUGUGAAUAUGCUUCAAAGAACCCAUUGCGAAUCCCCAAGAUUACCAAUCAGCUAGAGCAGAGAUGUUACAAGGAUUUGCGGAAUGAGAACUUUGGAUCAUUGAAAGUUGUGUUGUGCAUUUAUGGGAAAUUGCUAUCGUCAUGUAAGGAGCAGAUGCCACUAUUUGCUAGUAGUUUAUUAGGGAUUGUUCGGAUUCUUUUAGAACAAACUCGGCAAGACGAAAUGCAGAUUUCGGGUUGCAGUAUUCUUGUCGACUUUAUAAAUAGCAAGAUUGAUAGUACGUACAUGUUCAACUUAGAGGGCCUCAUUCCCAAACUUUGUAAUUUGGCUCAAGAAGUUGGAGAAAACGAAAGAGCUCUACGUUUACGUUCAGCAGGACUACAAGCUUUGGCUUAUAUGGUGUGGUUCAUGGGUGAGCACUCCCAUAUCUCAAUGGACUUCGACAAUAUCAUAUCAGUCACCUUGGAUAACUACAUGGAUCUCCAAAUUAACUCCAAGAAUGCAAAGAAAGAUGGACUAUAUUCUCAGCCUCAGGACCCAUGGGUUCAAGAAGAACAUGGUUCAUAUUUCCCCAAUAUCAGUAAGAAGGAUUCUUCGGUGCCGAAUAUCAUGACUAAUCCUCAUUUGGACUCCACAACGGAUACUUCCAAAAGUCCUGCUUACUGGUCAAGGGUGUGCUUGCAUAAUAUGGCCAGAUUGGCAAAGGAAGCCACAACAGUGCGUCGUGUGCUUGAACCACUUUUCCAUAGUUUUGAUGCUGGUAACCAUUGGUCCCCAGAAAAAGGAGUUGCCUUUUCUGUUUUGAUGUAUUUCCAGUCACUUUUCGAGGAAUCAGGAGACAACUCCCACCUCUUGUUGUCUAUCCUUGUCAAGCACUUGGAUCAUAAGAAUGUUGUCAAACAACCUCUCGUACAGAUAAACAUUGUUAAUGUCACCACAGAACUUGCAAAAAAUGCAAAGCAGCAGGCCUCAGUCGCGAUCAUUGGUGCAAUAUCUGACCUGAUCAAACACUUGCGGAAAUGCCUGCAAAAUUUAGCUGAAGCAUCCAGCCCUAGAGAUGCUACAGAUAAAUGGAACACUGAACUUCAUUCCGCUCUAGAAAAAUGCAUUUCACUGCUGUCAAUUAAGGUUGGAGACAUGGGACCCAUUCUUGAUACGAUGGCUGUGGUGCUUGAGAAUAUCCCAGCAACUGCUCUUGUGGCUAGAACAACAAUCUCUGCUGUACUUCAAACUGCAAAGAUUAUCUCUUCCAUCCCUAAUGUAUCAUAUCACAAGAAGGCUUUCCCUGAAGCUCUGUUUCAUCAUUUGCUCCUAGCAAUGUCCCAUCCAGACCCUGAAACACGAGUUGGGGCACACAGUGUUUUCUCCAUGGUGCUUAUGCCAUCCCUUCUUUGCCCUUGGUUCGACCAGAAUCUCGAACCUUCUCAAGCAGUUUCUAGGUUUUCAUCAGUUGGUUCGAUGAAGAAGGUAAGGAGUGGAAGUUUUUCCAUUCAGGAUGAAGGUAAAGACGCCACAGAACCCACAAAUGUUGGACUGAGGGAGGAAGUAAUUCAAAUAUCAGAUGUGGGUUUUAAACGGUCUGGAAUUGAUCCAUCAUGUGAUCAGGCCUACAGUUUCAAGCAUGCUUUGACUGAUGGAAAAACAGAGCUAACUUGCCUUCGGUUGAGCAGUCACCAAAUCAGUCUUUUGCUUUCAUCAAUUUGGGUUCAGGCAACAUCUGCAGAAAACACCCCUGCAAAUUUCGUGGCGAUGGCCCAUGCUUAUAACAUUGCUUUGCUUUUUACCCGAUCUAAGGCCUACAACUUUAAGAAGACAAUUUCGCAUGUGGUUGGUCAGCCUGAUGAUAAAGACCACCAAAACUCUGGUGAAAUGGGAAUCAAUGUUGAGCUGACCUCCAGUCACGCAGCUCUAGUAAGAUGUUUCCAGCUGGCAUUCUCCCUUAGAAGCAUCUCUUUGGAUCAAGAAGGAGGUUUACAACCAUCUCGCAGAAGGUCUCUCUUUACCUUGGCAUCAUCGAUGCUUAUAUUUUCAGCCAGAGCAGGCAGUCUCCCGGAGCUAAUUCCUGUUGUCAAGGAAUCGUUGACAGAUAAAACAGUUGAUCCUUACCUUGAGUUGGUCGACAAUAUCCGACUACAGGCCGUCUCUAUAGAAUCUGAUAAGGAGAAGAUGUUAUAUGGAUCACAGGAAGAUGAAGUUGCUGCAUUGAAAUCUCUCUCAGCAAUAGAAUUAGAUGACCAACAGUUGAAAGAAACCUUUAUAUCGCACUUCAUGUCUAAAUCUGCAAAAUUGUCAGAGGAUGAGUUGUCAAGCAUAAAGAAGCAGCUCUCACAGGGAUUUUCUCCUGAUGAUGCAUAUCCCUUAGGACCUCCAUUAUUUAUGGAGACACCACGGCCUUGUUCUCCUCUUGCCCAGAUUGAGUUUCCGGAUUUUGAUGAGGUCACUGGAGCCUUGACAGAUGAGGAAGCCUUCCCAGAACCGAGUGGAAGUCAGUCGGGUCGCAGAACAUCGCUCUCCAUCAAUACCCUUGACAUUAUUAGUGUUAAUCAGCUUUUAGAAUCAGUUUUGGAGACAGCUCGACAAGUUGCUAGUGUCCCAGUUUCCUCAACACCCAUACCUUAUGAUCAAAUGAAGAGCCAGUGCGAAGCCCUUGUAACGGGAAAACAGCGGAAGAUGUCAGUGCUUCAUAGUUUCAAGCAUCAAAAAGAGUCCAAUGCAAUAGUUAUCUGCGACGAAAAUGAAAAGAAACACCACAUUUUACCAACCAAGCCAUUGUUUCAGCCUUUGGAGUUUUCAAACGGGGAUCUGAAGUUGGUAAAUAAGGAGCCAAUUCAAGGGCAUGAUCAGCUUCUCCUCUGUUCACUUGAGUAUCAACAACAUUCUUUCAGAUUACCACCUUCAAGCCCCUACGACAAAUUCUUGAAAGCAGCUGGAUGUUAAUAGAAUGAGCUGCAUAUAUAUUACCAUCUCUAGUUCAUUUUCUUUGUUCUUUUUUCUUUUUUUUUCCCUCCCCAAUCAGUUGGCUAUUUUUUCAUUCUUUAGCAUUAACUAUAAACCAAGUUCCAGUAUGCUUAGAUGCCUUCUACCAGUCAUGCCCAAAUGAUGAUGAAAUGAGCAGGACAAAGAGUGGUGAAGAAAAUGGAUUGUCUUGUGCAUAUUUCAUAUUUGGAUAUCUGGCCAGAGUUGUUAAUACAUGAAUAGAUGCUUACCGAGUUUCUAUAUUACAGGACAUUGUACCAUGUAAAUUAUAUGCGAGACUUUUUAAAAGUACACUAUAAAGGUAUUCUUCUUGUUA
Alnus glutinosa is the source of this 3604-nucleotide messenger RNA. Its product is annotated as protein SEMI-ROLLED LEAF 2. The record is from RefSeq and is a predicted model, not a curated record. NCBI's taxonomy places the organism in Eukaryota, Viridiplantae, Streptophyta, Magnoliopsida, Fagales, Betulaceae. The transcript has 22 exons. The coding region runs from base 151 to 3249 and encodes 1032 amino acids.